GUAUCCAACAUCAAGAAUCAUGUCCCAAUCAUUCUUGAGAUGGAAAAUGUCCAAUACGCGACAUGGGCUGAACUUUUCAAAAUUCACGCACGAUCCCAUAGGGUAAUUGAUCAUAUAAUUCCUCCGCAGGAUGGCAAGCAGAAGACACCACCAACGGAGGAGGAGACAGAACUCUGGUUGACACUAGACGCCACCAUUCUACAAUGGAUUUAUGCCACCAUUUCUCAUGAUCUUUUACAUACUAUUCUUGAACCCGAUACCACGGCAAUGGAGGUUUGGAAUAGGUUGCAUGAUAUAUUCCAAGAUAACAAACACUCUCGUGCCGUUACAAUACUUGAGUAUGAUUUCACCCACACAACCACAAAGGCCUUUUCAAGUGUCUCUGCUUACUGUCAACAUCUCAAGUCAUUGUCGGAUCAACUCAAGAAUGUCGGCUUUCCAGUCGAUAACAGUAGGUUGGUUCUGCAAUUGGUGUCCGGUCUCACUGAACCCUACAAGGGAGUGGCCACACUCAUCCGUCAAAGUGAUCCCUUGCCUCAGUUUUAUCAAGCACGGUCGAUGCUUGUUCUUGAAGAAUCUGGCCUCAAGAAGGCGGCUCAGACCUCGUCCUCCGCCAUGGUGGCUCGUGACUCGGAUGAAUCUCAAGAGAUGUCUGAUCAUUCAUUAGCACGCCGCACAAAUAAUGGUGGAAAACUGUAUUCAAAUCGUGGCAAUUCUAGAAAGAGUCACAACAACACUGGUGGUCGUGAUAACUCAGGCGCUGGCAAGGGAGGCUCUGGUGGCGGGGGUAAAGGUGACGGUGGCAGCAAUCGCGGGGGUGGACAGCAGCAGCCCCAGAACAACCCCUGGCCUGCAGGUCAGCAAUGGCCUUGGCCAUGGAUGUAG
Glycine soja is the source of this 885-nucleotide messenger RNA. RefSeq lists its product as uncharacterized. The coding region runs from base 40 to 885 and encodes 281 amino acids. NCBI's taxonomy places the organism in Eukaryota, Viridiplantae, Streptophyta, Magnoliopsida, Fabales, Fabaceae. The record is from RefSeq and is a predicted model, not a curated record. The transcript has a single exon.